Pangasianodon hypophthalmus (striped catfish) is the source of this 2381-nucleotide messenger RNA. RefSeq names its product ATP-binding cassette, sub-family F (GCN20), member 2a (gene abcf2a). Gene Ontology annotation, molecular function: ATP hydrolysis activity; ATP binding. The record is from RefSeq and is a predicted model, not a curated record. The coding region runs from base 189 to 2018 and encodes 609 amino acids. The transcript is spliced from 15 exons. NCBI's taxonomy places the organism in Eukaryota, Metazoa, Chordata, Actinopteri, Siluriformes, Pangasiidae.
UGCCGGUAUCGUGAGGACACAAUGCGGUGAGCAGAGCUGAAAUCACUCAGCUUUGUCUCGGGGUAAUUUAGAUUAACUGCCGUGGCCUGUUUGUGGUUUCUUAAGUUGAUAUUAACAAAAAUAAUCGCCUAUUCGAUUAAAACGUUUGCUGUGUCCCCAGGACCUUUUAUUCCUGUUCCCCGGUCACAAUGCCGUCCGAUUUGGCCAAGAAGAAGGCAGCGAAGAAGAAGGAGGCAGCCAAGGCCCGUCAGCGGCCCAAAAAAGCUGAAGAAGUGAACGGCGAGGGGGAGAAACCAGAGAGCCAAGAAAACGGUGUGUCUGAGGUCAAUGGAGUAGCCAGUCUUACUAAGGAGCUGGAUGAGUUUGAGCUGAAGAAGACAGAGGCACGUGCUGUUACAGGGGUGCUGGCAUCUCAUCCAAACAGCACAGAUGUGCACAUCAGCAGUCUCUCGCUAACUUUCCACGGGCAGGAACUGCUCAGCGAUACCUGUCUGGAGCUCAACUCGGGUCGCCGCUACGGCCUCAUCGGACUCAAUGGAACAGGUAAAUCUAUGCUGCUGUCGGCCAUCAGUCACAGAGAGGUGCCCAUUCCAGAGCACAUUGACAUUUACCACUUGACACGCGAAAUGGCUCCUAGUGAGAAGACGGCACUGCAGUGUGUGAUGGAGGUGGACGAGGAGAGGAUCAAGCUGGAGAAAGAGGCAGAGAGGCUCGCUCACGAAGACUCUGAAUGUGAGAAGCUGAUGGAGCUGUAUGAACGACUGGAGGAGCUGGAUGCAGACAAGGCAGAGAUGCGAGCGUCCCGUAUCCUUCACGGCCUCGGCUUCACCACUGCAAUGCAGCAGAAAAAGCUCAAAGACUUCAGUGGUGGCUGGAGGAUGCGUGUUGCUCUUGCCAGAGCGCUGUUCCUCAAACCCUUCAUGCUGCUCCUGGACGAGCCCACCAACCACUUGGACCUGGAUGCAUGCGUGUGGCUGGAGGAAGAAUUAAAGGAAUUCAAACGAAUUCUGGUUUUGAUAUCCCAUUCUCAAGACUUCCUCAACGGCGUGUGCACCAACAUCAUCCACCUGCACCAGCGCAAGCUGAAAUACUACACGGGUAAUUAUGACCAGUAUGUGAAAACUAGAGAAGAAUUGGAGGAGAACCAGAUGAAACGCUUUAACUGGGAGCAGGACCAGAUUGCACAUAUGAAGAAUUAUAUAGCACGGUUCGGUCAUGGCUCGGCCAAGCUGGCCCGGCAGGCACAGAGCAAAGAGAAAACGCUGCAGAAAAUGGUCGCCUCAGGGCUGACUGAACGUGUAGUGAAUGACAAGACCCUGUCAUUUUACUUUCCUUCCUGUGGGAAGAUCCCUCCUCCAGUCAUCAUGGUUCAAAACGUCAGCUUCAGAUAUUCGGAUAAUACGCCGAUCAUUUAUAAAAAUCUGGAGUUUGGAAUUGACUUGGAUACCAGAGUGGCCCUUGUGGGGCCCAACGGGGCUGGCAAAUCCACACUACUGAAGCUGCUCACUGGGGAGCUACUCCCCACUGACGGCAUGAUCAGAAAGCACUCCCAUGUCAAGAUCGGCAGAUAUCACCAGCAUCUGACAGAGCAGCUGGAUCUGGACUUGUCCCCUCUGGAGUACAUGAUGAAGUGCUACCCAGAGAUCAAAGAGAAAGAGGAGAUGAGGAAGAUCAUCGGACGCUACGGACUCACUGGCAAACAGCAGGUGAGUCCCAUCAGGAAUCUGUCAGACGGUCAGAAGUGCCGUGUGUGCUUUGCCUGGUUGGCCUGGCAGAACCCCCACAUGCUCUUCCUGGACGAGCCUACCAAUCACCUGGACAUCGAGACCAUCGACGCACUUGCUGAGGCCAUUAAUGACUUUGAAGGUGGAAUGAUGCUGGUCAGCCACGACUUCAGACUCAUUCAGCAGGUAGCUCAGGAGAUCUGGGUUUGUGAAAAACAGACCAUCACCAAAUGGAGUCAGGACAUCUUGGCCUACAAAGAACAUCUGAAAGCCAAAAUCGAUAAACAUAUAUAAGGCAUGCAUUGCCUCGUCCAUCCAAGGCAGACAACAUCUCCACUGUUGCUCCCCUUGGCAAAGCGUGCAUGCGGCUGAUGUACCAUCUGUUGCAAAGACGUCUACAGUUUUGCAUUUUUGUUGUCUUAUUCUUAUCUAAAUUAAAUAAAUCAAGGCAGGUGUGCACUUAAGCAUAUUUUCAGGACAUUUCACAGGUUUGUUUUUGUUUUUUAAAUAAACCGCAUCAGCAGGACAAAUGCUGAUGCAUCACUGCUAUACAUAUACAUGAGCUCUUAAAGAGCUUUUAUUUUUCAAGUAUUUAAAGCUGUAUCUGCAAUAAUGGACUUGUCUGAGCAUAACUGAAUAAAAGUACCUUUGUCAGUA